AUGGCGGACUUCAGUGCCAAUAUUCGCCGCGGAAUCACCUCCGGAGGUGUGGGAUAUCUUGCCCGUUACAACAAAACGCCGCCUUUGGCCGUCAGCGGCACUGCCAAUUCGUCGACCUGGGGCAGCAGCCGCAUCCUUCGCCCUCUUCACCAAAACAGCUACCCUGCCCUCAGCACUGCCUGGAAGGAGGGCCUAAAAACCCGAAUGGUUGAUGCGCUUGAUCAGGCUCAUGUCAAGUUCACGAUGAUUGGUAUCUUCGGUAUCGGCCGAACCCCUGCUGCUCCUGCCGAAAAUGACAUUCCCGAUCAUGAUGAUGUUGCUCUGGUUCUGUCUGUCAAGCCCGCUUCGUUGACCAUCAAGGGUGCUGUGGAUGGCAUCGAAAUGCUUGGUCACAUUUUGAGCAGUCUUGCUGAUCUCUCAUCGACGUCUCAGCUUUGGGCUUCUGGACUCGAUGACAUCGAGAUUAUGGAGGGACUCACCGCGCGCUACAAUCACCCACCCUGGCUUGCCUUUGAAGACACGUACGGUGCUACGCCUAGCCUCGGCGGCAGUGUCGGUCCUGCUGUUUCCGGAAUCGCAUCUCAAUCCGGGUCUCUAGGUUUCUACGUCCAGCUCGACCUAGUCAAGACCCAAAAACGUGUUUUUCUCGGCAUGGGCUACCACCAUGUUCUAGCACCUGCUAUUCAGGCAGAUGGCAAUGGCGCUGCUCAUGGAAGUGAUGCAUUUCGGAUGAUCGAGAGCCCUUCUCAUGCCGACCAUGUCUAUAUACCCAAGGACACUCUCACCCAUGAGGCUCGCCAGAGCCGUCAGCAACUGGAUGAGGCUCAAACUUUCCGACGACCUAUCGGCCCAAUUCUCGUCACUUCCGGCCUUACGCAGGUCUCCGCUUCCCACAGCUGCCGUCUCGACUGGGGAGCUAUCAUUCUCGAUGGGACUCGCUUUUCCAACGGCUACUCGAAUAACGCACCCCAGCAUCUCAUCAAGUAUCUCUGCGACAUCGGCUACAACCCUGCCAAAGCUGAACGCGACAAUCGCGUCUUCAAGAUCGGUCGCACCACGGGCCCGACCAAGGGGAUCUGGCACAGUUUCCGCGUCAUUACACGCGAAUACGAUGAUUCCACUGGGAAACUUGUGGUUGAGAGCGAGGAGCCAGUCGUCUUGCCUGUCACUCGAGACGAUAUCGCAUUUGCCGGGCCCGGUGACUCGGGUGCCUUGGUGUAUGGUGCGCUGGGUGCUCCCGUGGGCAUGGUCUGGGGCGGUAUGCGAAACACCGCCAAUAGGGCUGAGGCUGAUGCGGAGUUCGAGGGUGUUGAUAUGAGCAACGCCUGCUUCUUCACGCCUCUCGAUGCUGUGCUGGAGAGUCUUUCUGCGGUCGUGGAAGCCGAGUAUGGAAAAGGAAACGUUUCUCUCUCUCUGGUGGCUUGA
Phialemonium atrogriseum is the source of this 1425-nucleotide messenger RNA. RefSeq lists its product as uncharacterized. Lineage: Eukaryota; Fungi; Ascomycota; Sordariomycetes; Cephalothecales; Cephalothecaceae. Bases 1 to 1425 code for a protein of 474 amino acids. The transcript is spliced from 5 exons. The record is from RefSeq and is a predicted model, not a curated record.